Pantherophis guttatus is the source of this 8677-nucleotide messenger RNA. It is a transcript of the gene ARHGAP31, whose product is annotated as Rho GTPase activating protein 31. Gene Ontology annotation, cellular component: lamellipodium. The record is from RefSeq and is a predicted model, not a curated record. NCBI's taxonomy places the organism in Eukaryota, Metazoa, Chordata, Lepidosauria, Squamata, Colubridae. Gene Ontology annotation, biological process: small GTPase-mediated signal transduction. Gene Ontology annotation, molecular function: GTPase activator activity.
UUUAGCUGGCAGGACAUUCUUCUUUCUCCCUUCUUUGCUGAAAACUACUCUUUCUGCUCCCCCCCCUUCUUAUUUUUCUUAAUCAAUCUCUCUCUCUCUCUCUCUCUCUCUCUCUCUCCCUCUCUCUCUCUCUCUCUCUCUCUCUCUCUCUCUCUCUCUCUCUCUCACACACACACACACACACACACACACACACACACACACACACACUUCACUGGCCAUACUGCCAAAAAAGUCCAUCCUCCGCCCUCCCCUGCUAACUUCCUUUCAGCAUUUCCUGAACUGGAUAAUCCCAGAAUUUGUAAAAGCAGAGGAAAGGGGAGAGUGAGAGAGACUGCAUUAAGGAAGGAAGCCAAUUCCUUGUUCUCCUAAUACUGUCCGAUAACCCUAAAACAGAGUAAGGGGUUUAAAAUGUAGAGCCUACAUAGAAUUGUAGCGCUUCAUCAGUUUUGUAUUUUUCUCUUUUUCCCUUUGCUCCCUUUUUUACAAGUUCAUUGGGAAAAAUGAAUUUGGAGUCUCUGGUUUUUUUUUUAUGAAAGACCCAGCUUGAUUUAAUUUGAAGGCCAGCUUCAUUUGAUUUGUUGGGAUGCAUCAGCAAGGAAGAACCUCAGCCAAAAUCUGAACUCUGUUGCCAGUUGUGCUGGAGACACUGGUUUCUUAACUCCCUCAUAGAGAACCAUCCUGAACUUGGGCUACAAACUAUAUGCUGCUUCCUGCUGGAGAUCUCCAUAUGUACUGAUUGUUCCCUUCUACAACAGCCUUAGUUGUAACAGCUUAACAUCUGGUGGAGAUUAAUGUUGAGGCAUCCGGCUGAAAGUUCUUCUGGGCUUUCAAUGUUGCUGACCAGAAACGGGACACAAACAACACAAAUCUAAGAAUAAGAGGAGAGAGCUUUUAACUUAUUUGGUGUAAAAAGGGGGGUGGGGGGAAGGAAGGAGGGGGUAAUCCUCUUUUUUGGAACUAACUCAUGAAGAACAAGGCAGGAAAGCUGAAACUCAAGAGGAAAGGAGCCACGAACGUCUUUGGCUGCGAGCUGAGUGAAUAUCUGGAGAGCUCUGGACAAGAUGUUCCUAUAGUACUGAAGAGCUGCGCAGAGUUCAUUGAGACUCAUGGAAUUGUGGACGGAAUCUAUCGGCUUUCUGGUGUGACAUCCAACAUUCAGAAACUGAGACAAGAGUUUGGCUCAGAUCAAUGCCCAGACCUGACUAGGGAAAUUUACUUACAAGAUAUUCACUGUGUUGGAUCACUUUGCAAGUUAUACUUCAGGGAACUGCCAAAUCCUCUUCUCACAUAUGAACUUUACAAGAAAUUCACGGAAGCAGUCUCAUGCGUCUCUGAGAAAGAGCAGUUGGCCCAGAUUCAAAAUGUUAUCCAGGAACUUCCACCCUCACAUUAUAGGACCUUGGAAUACUUAAGCAAGCACCUGGCACUUCUGGCAUCCUUCAGUGGCAUGACCAACAUGCACACCAGAAACCUGGCUUUAGUGUGGGCACCCAAUCUCCUUAGAUCAAAGGAGAUUGAGGCGGAGGGCUGCAAUGGAGAUGCAGCUUUCUUGGAAGUGCGAGUCCAACAGUUGGUGAUAGAGUUCAUAUUGAACCAUGUGGAUGAGAUCUUCAGUGACAACGUUUGUGUCAGGCCAAAGGAUAAUGAAGAUAAUGAAGAGAAUAAACCUGUGAUGAAGAGCCUAACUUUACCUUCCACUUCUCUGCCAAUGAAGCUGGUGAGCUUGGAAGAAGCUCAGGCCCGAAGCCUCUCAGCCUGUCACCCUGCCCGCAAAGAGCGAAGAGAGAACAGUUUGCCAGAAAUUGUUCCAGCCACAGGCUCCUUUUUCCAUACCGUCCUUGAUCUGCCAGAUAGCAAGAGAAAAUUAUCCACAAAGCCCAAGAAAUGGAAGUCUAUUUUUAAUCUCGGCCGGUCAGGAUCAGAAGCUAAAACUAAACUGAGCCGCAAUGGAAGUGUGUUUGUUCGAGGACAAAAAAUCUCGGAGAAAGCAACCAUUCGACCAGCUAAAAGCAUGGACUCACUUUGUUCACUUCCAGUAGAAGGAGAGGAUGAAAAAGGUCAUUUCAAGCGCACAAUCACGACGGGAGGGUUUUUUGUUCCAAUGAUGAAACAACGACUGGGGGGACCUAGCAGCUCAUUUGACCUCAACAAACAAGACACAGAGUGGGAUCUCAAAGGUGCCAUGAAAGGAGCAGAGGGAGGAGCAGAGGACAAUGCAGAGAAUCAUAUUCCACGGCCAACCCAAAUGAAACCACUUCCUGAGCAACUGAAGGUAUUCCGCGCCACUGAAGACCCUGAGAAUGAGCAAACUUCCCCAAAGAUGUGCCGUAUGUUCUUUACUUCAAAUGAUGGGACAUCCAAUUUGGGAUUCCAUGGGACUCUAUUCCCCCUGGAAGCCUCUCCCCGUCACCAACAUAAAGCCUUGAAUAUCUCAGAGCCCUUUGCUGUCUCAGUUCCCCUUCGAGUAUCUGCAGUCAUCAGUAUCAACAGUACACCUUGUCGGAUGCCUGUCAGAGACAAAGCAGCUUUCUCUGGCCUUCAAGAAUCUUCUUUUCUGGGAAAAGAAAGUGCUAUCUCUUCAGUCCCUGAAGGUGACAACCAUGACCAAUUAGAGCAUGUCACAGUCAAGGAAGAAAAGAAGCCUGAGUCCAAAUCCAUAACAGAUUCUACAACUGAGAAAAUAGCCAUUGUUAAGAAGCUGGGGUCUGUAAGUAUUCCUCAAGUAACAGUCAAUGCCCAGGAUACAAAGAGUGAAGGCGACAACUGCAGCCAGCUUUUAAAAGAUAAGCUCCCCCUGGAACAGAACCCACUGGUUAUGAUCCUUGCAAGCCAGCAGCAGACAGAGAAAGCAAGUCAAGACCAGUUUGGAAUUAAGGACAUGUCAGAGCAAAUUUCCUGGCCACCGGAGCUAUCAACAGAUGAAACAGAAGAUAAAUCACAUCUAAAGGAAUUGGUGGUUGAUGAUCAUUCCAACAUUGUGAUGAAACCACUGUGGCCAGAUAUUCAACAAGAGCUGAAAAUUGUUGAGUCUGAGGAGGAGUUUUUGUGUACUGGAAGUGAUCUAAAGACAGACGAGCAACAACAACAACGGGAGUUUAAACCAAGUCUUACCUCUGUUGCAUCUUCAGAAGCAAAGAGUUUUGUGUGUAGUUCUCUUCUGCUACCAACUCCCUCCAAAGAGGAAAACCUAAUUGGAGGUCCAUUGCCUAUAUCUGACAUUCUUUCCAAAGAAUCACAAGAGGUACAACUUUGCAACUCUGAGCCAUUCAGAAAGCAGAGUAGUAUUCCCUUCACCUCAGUGAAGCUGCAAAAUAUUCCAUGCUCAAAAAAUUGCCCACAAGAUGAUAACACAAAAAAUGAUCUCCCAUCUCAAUCCUCAGAUUGGAAGUUUCCAUCAGAACUAAAAGAAAACACAGCUUUUUCAACAGACAAGUCAUCAUAUUCCAAAGAAAAUAAUUUAGAUCAGCUAGAAUGUGAAAGUAAGGAUUGGCUUAUUCAAAGAGAGAAAAAAGUUGAAACAGCAACCCAGUUCAAAAAAAGCAGUGACACACAUUCAGAGAGAGAUCUAGCCAAUUCAAAGAUUCAAUGUAGAGCUGAAGUCCCAUGGGUCAAAAAGGGCAGAAUGAAUGAUCAAAACUCUGCUAAUCAACAGGAGGAAGAUACAUGGAGUGACCAUGUCCAUGGUUUAGAAUUGCUAGAGCCAUGGGAAGAUCAUCAGUGGGUCACCAGUCCCCUUCAUUCUCCUACCUUGAAAGAAACUCAAGGGAAGGCACUUCAGGAGUUUCAGCCACAGAACCAAGGAAUGGCCCAAAGCCAUUUCAAGAAACCAUGUUUCAGUCGUAGCUUUUCUUUAGAUAGUAAAGAUUUUUUGAAAGCUCAUUGGGCUAUAGAAAUACCUUUAACUAAUGCACACGAGGAACAGCUUUGUGGUGACCUAGAACAAGGAAUGAAGGAAUAUUCACCAGGACUGUGGAAAGAAAGUUUUCAGAAAGCUGAAGCCUGGCUGAAUUGUUUAAAGGAAACUUCAAACUCACAUGAAACAAACACAAAAUAUCUAAGUCAUAAAGCAGGCUUUGCAGCCACAGAGUUGCCUUCUAGUCUUGAAGGAUUGCCUAGUGUUGCCUGCAAAGCAUUGGUUAAGAAGGAAGUGCCUAAAGAUGACAAAAAUCAAGAAAACAUGAAGCUAGAUUUGCCUUUGUCACAAUUCAAUACUGAGGUCAAUUUAUUAAAUUCAAACUGCACAGGAAAGCAGGCAACUAAUAUUCAACGGAAUGACAGACCGGGAGUUCCUGUUAUGAAAGGACCAUGUUGUACUAAAGAGCUGCAGAUCAAUAAAGGUGAAGACAUUCCAUGUAAAGGAAAGCCAAGGCCCUCUUCUCUCAACCUGGAUUCUGUCCUUCCACUCGCCAGCCAUUUUAAUUUUGACAACUUGUCUUUCCCCUCUUCACCCAGGCACUUUCUCUGCGGGCAGAAAGAUGCUAAGUCUAGUGAUUCUGCACCAUCCCUUCCUGUUGCUUGUCCAAGUGAAAAUAAAACUGACCUUUGGGGGUCACACUUUGAUCCUCAAGACUUAGACUUGGAAUACAUAAUGAUGGCUCACGCUACCACUGGUCGUCGUAAUUCUGCCCCUGUAAGUGUUUCAGCAGUAAGAACAUCUUUCAUGGUUAAGAUGUGUCAGGCUCGAGCUGUCCCAGUAAUUCCACCAAAGAUUCAAUAUACCCAAGUUCCCCAGCCUUUGCAGGCACAAAACCCCAACUGCAGAAUCCCAGUGGCAUCAGAGAAUAAACAAACAGAAGUCAAGAAAAGUCUAAUCAAGCCCAUUCAAAAUGCUCAGGGUCAGCUGCAACUCCCAAAGAGUCCACCACUUGAUGGGAUGAUGGGAAAAGAAAACAACAGUACACUCAUUUUGGAUUCAGCUGCAACUAGAAAAGCCGAACCACCUUUUCCCAAUCAUAAUACUACUCAGGAUGCACCAGUUCUUCGGCGAAAGAGAACCUCUGAAGGAGAAACUACUGGAGAUACUCCACAGUCCUCAAAAAUGGAGAGGCCAUCUGGGGUUUCGAAGCCUUCUUACAGAUCUAGACCAGGAAGACCUCAGAGCCUUAUUCUAUUUAGUCCUCCCUUUCCUAUCAUGGACCAUCCCUCUUCUGCAGACUCUAGAGUAUUGUUAUCUCCCAUAAGAAGCCCUACACAGACCCCUUCUCCAAGUCCAAUUUUGAAUGAUUUAUUAGGGGCAGCCCCAGAGGGUGUCACUCUUCGUAACAAGAUGACUAUUCCAAAGAAUGGCCAAAGACUAGAGACAUCUACAAGUUGCUUUUACCAACCACAGAGGAGGUCUGUAAUUCUGGAUGGAAGAAGCGGGCGUCAGAUAGAAUAAUGUCUUUCAAUUUCUCUUCCCUGGUGGAUGAGAUAUACUGGUAACACUGAGAACUAUGAAUAUGAUGGUAUUAUUGCUAAAUGCUUAUUACUAAAACAGUAAUUGUUGAUUUCAACAAUCCUUAAUUUUAUAUUUUGUCACAUUUAAUAGAUGAAAUUAUCCCAUAGGUGAAAGCAACAUUUUACUGCAAGGAAAGGCAGAGGUAAAAGUUGUCUAGAAAUGUAUUCCUUUAUAAGACACUCUCAUGCUUCUGCUUCCCACCAACAGACACGAAUCAUCUCAGCUAAUGUUCCUUUCCAUGAUCUUGCUUAUUGCCUUCCUAUAAUGUUGAAAUGCUAAGUAUUGGGGAUUCCAGUCCUGGUAUGUAUUAAGAACAGCAGACCUGCUCCAUGCAUCUAUAUUCAGACCUACAAGGAGCAUUGUCAAAAGAAUAAUGUGCACGCUGGGCACUCAAAUAAGUGGUGAGAGAGGAAUGCUGAUGUGUUUGAGUGAAACCUAUUUUGAUAAGCUAUUAUUAUUAAAAACACCAAUUAUAUCUUACACUUCUCUAAAUGGUUGAUGGACUUUAAUACUGAUUAUAGAAGAUUGUACAAAUAGUCAUACAGUAUGAAAUAUCUGCUCUGUCAAUGAUUAGAAGAUUUAGUGAUGUAAUAGAAGGGAUUGAACCCACUCCGGAUUAUUUUCAUCCUCCUCCAAAAGCACUAAUUUGCUAUCUCUGUAGCGGUGUCACUUUUGGUAGCUGCUAAAUGGAGCGAUAGGGCAGUCAUAAUAAACUUCAAUCCAUUUAUCAGAACAUUAUAGUGUACUGAUGUUUAUUGAAGACAUUAUAAUAUGAUUUUCUCUACACCAGCCCCAGUGUGGCUGCUUUGCAAAUGAGAUUGAAUUUAAGUUGCUACCCAACUUGCAUCAAUAAUUGGCACAAAGUAAAUUUCAAUUAGCAAAUAAAUUCCAGCCCAAAUAUCUGGUUGCAAGUUAUUAAAUCAGAAUUGGGAGUCCAAAGAUCUAUCAAGAAUGACUUACAUGUGUUAGAUUUUGUUUUCUCAUUGACUCUCAAUAUCAUAGUCCAGAACCACAUAUUCACAAAAAAACAGUUGAACUAGAGCUAGGAUAGAAAAUAUGUAGACAAGUGACUUUGUUGGGAAAAUAUGUGACAAGUAACUUUGGCAUACAUAUAAGAUAUUGAAAUGACGUAUAUUGUAAUUUCACUAAUACUUAUUUUGAUACAUGUACUUCUACCUAGAAUUCCAACUUUGAUUUUGAGAAUAAGUUGCUUCACAUAACAAAAUGAGCACCUCUUACUUUUGAAGUCUAUUAUAAAUCCCGGUUUCCUUUUUUCUACUUUUCAAUAAAAUUUAUGUAAGGCAAUUUGAAAUAAUAGCAAAAGAGGAUUGGCAGUUCUAAAACAUUGUGGUUCUCUCUUUAUAACAGAGUAAUGGGUGACACUGUCUUUAUUUGCACAUUGUUAUUAACAAAACAAACAACAAAAAACCCUGAUUUUAAUUGAAGAGAAUUUAAUUGAAGAGAAAUUCAGCUAUUUAAUUGAAAAGAAAUUCAGCUAAAGACAAUUGGAAUGGAUUUUUAAGAUUUUUAAGAUUCAUUUUGAGAAUAAAUCAGUUUCUCCAUUUUUGGAAACAUAGAAUAAGAGGUUCUGCUUUUUGCAUCCUUAGAUUUGGUCAAGGCUUGGUAUGCUGCUUAUAAGAGUUGGCAAAGAAGGGAAAGAAAAAAACAGUGUCCUCCCACCCUCCCCAUCCUAUAAUGCCCAAGGACAGAAGGAAGGACACUGUGGGCUGUCAUUUUUGGUGGAAGAAAGAAUAGGUUAAUGGAGUGAAGCAGAGUGCUGAAUUAGAAGGAAUGUUGUUAGUACAUUAUACCAUUUCUGGGAUAACAAAAAUAAUUUACUUGCUCAUUGAAUGGUAUCUAGAGAGAAAGAUAGAUUUACCUGUGGGAUGGUUUGUUCUUUUGUGUAAGUAAUGCCUAGGAUUUGCUUUAAGCAAGGUAUGUUGACUAUUUUCCUAGUGACAGAUAUAUUUUCUAAAAGUGUGCUAUAGAAAUAUAUUAAAACACAGUAUAAUUAAGACCUAAGAAGCUGUCUCUAAAUAGCAGUGCAUCUUGGACAAAGCCAGUGUUUAGAAAUUAGGCUUUGUUGCAAACUCCUCUUGUGUAGGUUUCCCACAUUUUUGAUAGAGAAAGAUCAUCAAUUGCUGUGGAGUCUGUCCUUCCUGAUCUUUUUUCCUGCAAUUGUUCUUCACAUCAACACAGGACUUUAUCAACUAUUGCUAAGCUUAUCUGAAAUAGAUCUCACUCAAAAAAAGUAAAUCUUCCAAUUAUUUCAUGGCAAUGGUCCCCGGGGUGAUGGUGGUGAAGAAUUGUUUUAUGAGAUGAGAGAUAUGAUUAAGAAGCUAGGAAAAUGCCUGUACAUCAUUUUGCAUCCUUAGCAUUGUUUUGCUUCAAUUUCUUGAUAGUUUCAAUUCUUGGGUGCAAACACACGCACACACACAAUUUCAGUUGAGAUUGGGAAAAUCAUGGGAAAAUCAUUAAAAUGGAUAGAUUCUUCUUCCAUUGUGUUCUAAAAAAAAGGCCUAAUUUUGGGUGGGAGGGUUGGAGGUGGAGGAAAAGGUGAGGGCUGCACUUGGUUUUUCAGUGGCAUGCUGAGAACAACACUCCAAAAGUUAGACCAAGGAUAAAAUAAAAUAAAAUUGAUUUCAUUUCUUUCAAAAGUGAAUUCAGGUAAUGGUUUCUUUUUACAUGUAUUAAAUAUAAAAAUGCUCCCAUGCAUUUUUUUUUAGUUUUUUCCCUUUUUCAUAAUAAUAAUUACAAUUUGUCAGCAACUUUUGAAGGGACACAUCCACUGUAGUCAAAGCAUUCAAGGUCCCUCUAUGGCUGUAAAGUCUCAAGCUGUGCAUCUUUCCUGUAUAUGAAAAAUGCUGUAUGCCAUGUUAAAUUGCUUAUAACAUUUUAACUGUAAGUCUUUAAGAUACAAGUAUACUUUUUUCAAGAUUUGUUUCUGAUAAUUUUAUUAAAAUAAAACAAAUUUAAGUUGAGGAUAAAUCCCUGUUCCUUCCUGCCCCUUCCCCUCCCUGAAGAAAUUAUGAAUCAGUUUUUCCUAUUGCUUUCAAUUUGAGAGGGGGAAGCCAAGUCCAUUAAUGUGAGCUUUGUAUGAAUGCGUUGAAUUUCAUUUAAUCACCAUGAUGAGUAUUUGUUUUCAUGGAGUGCUGCUCCUCUAUUUUAGUGCUUACAUCACGUGGAAAUUUUGCCAAGUCUCAACCAUGAGAUUAAACUGGAGUUUUUAUAAAAACA